GGCAGCGCGAUAAUAGAGUCUGAUCUGAUCAUCUCUACAGUGUGGACAGCCAAAAUGUACUUAUAUCGUCCACAGAACGGAGGAAAGACUCCCAAUCACACAGCACUCUCUCUACAACUACAACUACAUCCACUCUAUCAGUCUUCACCAUGGGCGAACAUCCUGCCGACGACUGCACCAUUGGGACUUGUCCCAUGACGCUGGCCAACUUCGACUACAUUCCUAACUUGGCCGGCAACGUUUUCUAUCUCGCUCUGUUUGGAAUCCUGCUUCUCUCUCAGAUUGGAAUGGGCGUUUAUUGGCGAACAUGGGGCUAUCUCAUAGGCAUGACGGGUGGUCUUGUGCUAGAAGUCGUUGGUUACAUUGGCCGUGUCCAGUUACACUACAACCCAUUCCCCUUUGAUCCUUUCCUGGAAUAUCUCAUCUGCCUCACCAUCGGCCCUGCCUUUAUCAGUGCCGCCAUCUACAUCUGUCUUGGCCGCAUCGUCACUGUCUACGGCGAGAACGUCUCCCGUCUUCGUCCUCGCACCUACACCAUCAUCUUUGUUUCGUGCGACCUUCUCUCCCUCAUCCUGCAGGCGGCCGGUGGUGCCAUCACUUCCACUGCGGAUGACAAUGACACUUCCCAGAAGGGUAUCAACAUCAUGAUUGCCGGUCUGUCCACCCAGGUCGUGUCACUGGCCAUCUUCAUGGGUCUGUGCAUCGAUCUCGCCAUCCGAAUCCGCAGGUCCCCCCAGAAUCUGAACUGGUCUUUUGGGGCCUUACGCAGCACGUUGAAGUGGAAGCUAUUCCUCAUCAGUCUGGCAAUUGCCACCAUCACCAUCUUUAUCCGUUCCAUCUUCCGUGUCGCCGAGCUGAAGGACGGCUUCGACGGUGCGCUUGCCAAUGACGAAGUCACCUUUAUGAUCCUCGAAGGUGCAAUGAUGUCCAUCGCCUGUAUCUGCAUGACUGUGUUCCAUCCCGGGUACUGCUUCGAGGGCAAGUGGAACGCCACCCACUGGUCGCCUGUCAAGCAACAGGAGCAGAGUGAAUGGAGUCUACAGGAGAGAAACAGAGACCAGGAUAGUCCAGUGGUAGUUUAAGCGUCGCGCGACUGGUGAUUUGCUUUGAAAAUGGAGUUUCACUGGGCUAAUUGCAACUAAUGCGUCUCAUGACUAGAUAGAAUACGCCUUUUCCUUUAUUCUCUUCAUUCACCCCCUUUUCCUGUUUAUCUAUACCUAGCGUGUGUUUAUUUGCAGCCUUUUUUUUUUCUCUUGUUUUUGUUUUUAUUCAUGUUGCCUGGUUUGAUAAAGCUGGAAAAUGAGUUUGUCCUGG
This is a messenger RNA of Aspergillus wentii DTO 134E9, 1314 nucleotides long. Its product is annotated as RTA1 domain-containing protein. The coding region runs from base 150 to 1082 and encodes 310 amino acids. Lineage: Eukaryota; Fungi; Ascomycota; Eurotiomycetes; Eurotiales; Aspergillaceae. The record is from RefSeq and is a predicted model, not a curated record. Gene Ontology annotation, cellular component: fungal-type vacuole; plasma membrane. The transcript has 3 exons.